CCUCACUGCUGACAAUCGACGCCUCAAAACAGUUGUGGACGGUUCCAGUUCUCACACACGUGGUGCUCCUGGCUGCCGGGCUGCCAGGCCAGAGACUGCAGAGCUUCAGGAGGGAUGAGGAUGCAGCGUGAACCCUCGCUCCUGAUCAUGAUGCUGCUGCUGCUGCUGCUGCUGCUGGGCGGCCCCCCGGCCCCCGUCCGGGGGUGCGACUUUGCCCAGACGGUGUGCGGGGCUCACGCCCCCGGCGACAUCCUGCUGGGCAUCAUGCAGCCCUGCCACCGGAAAGUGACGGCGGUGCAAGACCGGGUCAGCCCUGGAGCCUUCCACUGCUCAGACUUCGACCUGUCGUCGCUUGUGAGAUCCAUGGCCGUCAUCCACGAGAUCCAGCAGGUGAAUGCGGCCGGGUUCCUGCCGGGUCUGCGUCUGGGGUACCUGCUGUGCGACACGUGCUCGUACGCCAGCAAGGCACUGCUGAAUGCGGAGCACAUGCUGGCGUUCAACCGCUCCAACCACCUGGAGUGUGACAACUCUGACUUCAGGCCGGCUGUCAAGGUGGUUCUAGGAGCGCAGUACUCUGAGGUGACCAUCGCUCUGGCCAAGCUGCUGAACGUCUACAUGGUCCCUCUGCUGAGCAGUGCAUCGACGUCCCCAGAGUUGAGCGACAAGCUGCUUCACCCCGCUUUCAUCCGGACCGUCCCCAGCGACAUACACCAGACAAAAGCCAUCGCCAGCAUCAUGAGCUACUACGACUGGAACUGGGUCGGGGUGGUGUACGGGGACGAUGACUACGGAAAAGCGGCGUUCCAGAGCUUCCUGUGGGAUGCCGAAGAGAACGGCGUGUGUCUGUCCUACCAGGAGACUUUGCACCAUUACCUCGAUCAUUCCCAAAACGACCGUCGCAUCCAGCAGGUGGCCGAGGUGAUCCGCUCGUCCCGCGCUCAGGUGGUGCUGCUCAUACUCAAGGCGGAGCUGGUGGAGCUGCUCUUCAAGGAGAUGCUGAAGACGAACACGUCUCGGGUGUGGAUAGCCAGCGACGCCUGGUCCAGGAGCUCGGCCAUCGCUCAGAUGGAUGGAAUCAAUGAAGUUGGGGACAUUUUGGGUUUCACCUUUGUCUCCUUCAGGAGCCAAUCCUUCGAUGACUUUCUGACGAAUCUCACGGUGACUGAAGGAGGAUACAACUUCUUCAUUGAGGAAUAUAAGAACUUGAGGUCCAACUGCUCUGCUGAAUGUGGCUCCAGUAAUCCUCCGUCCAAAUGUGUAGAUCUGUUGAAGUAUGCAUGUGAUUCAAGUUACUCCCCGGAUCAAAAGGACGAUUACCUCCUCAAGGCGACUGAUACCAGCGAACCCUUCCCGCACCGAGUUGCUGUGUGGGCCGUAGCACACGCUCUCAAAAAACUACUCAGGUGCAACAGUUCCUCGUGUUCCGGAGAAGUCGACUUUCCUCCGUGGAAGCUCCUCCAGGAACUCAAAAACAUCAGGUUUGAAUUUGAGAACCAGAUGUAUUUCUUCGACAAAAAUGGCGACUUUGUGAAUGGCUACGAUCUGAUUUUGUGGGAAAAACAUGGCUCUGGACGAAGACUUGAAAAGUUUGGGAAAUACAGCAUCCUAAAUAAUCGAAUAGAACUGGAUGGCAAAGAAUUCACUUGGCUUUCAACCGAAAAUGUAUCGACUCCUCAGUCCAGGUGCUCGGAGAGCUGCCGUCCUGGAUGGGUGAAGAAGAUCCUGAACAUAUCCUGCUGCUACACCUGCAUCGAGUGUGAGGAGGGGACCUACUCAGAGGACUGGGAUGUUCAGGACUGUAAGACGUGUCCUAAUGAGACUUGGUCUCUGAAGGGAUAUACUCACUGCCGGCCCAGAUCAGAGUUCUUCCUACGCUGGACCGAGCCUCAUCCUCUCACCAUGAUUGCCGCUGCCGCCUUCGGGGUUUUGCUCUUGCUGGUUAUCUUAGUUAUCUUUUUGGUGUACAGGAACUCGCUGCCCAUGAAGCAAGCCGAGGUGCGACUGUCUUGUGUGAUGAUGGCCGGUUUAGCGGUGAGCUUUGCGAGCGUGGUUUUGUUCAUGGGCAGACCCACCGUGCACAUCUGCAGGGCCCGGCAGACCAUGUACGCCAUGGGCUUCACUCUGUGCGUUUCCUGCAUCCUGGUGAAAGCCUACCGCACCUUCCUGGCUUUCCUCCCCUUUGGACAGCUCUUGCACAAGCGACUACACAAACUUUACAAGCCACCUGUCAUUAUUGUUGUGCUGACAAGUCUCCAAGCGGUCAUCUGUCUUCUCUGGCUCAUCUUCGAUUCCCCUGACGUCGACGACAAGCCUCCGUCUGCACAAAGUAUGAGGAAAGUCCUGGAGUGCAAAGAAGGGAACACCUACAUUGGCUUUGGCGUUAUGCUGGGUUACAUAGCCCUGCUGGCAUUGAUCGGGUUCCUCUUGGCGUUCAAAGGUCGGAAGGUUCCUCAGGAGUUCAGCGAAACGGGCUACAUAAUCUUCAGCAUGCUCAUGUACCUGUUUGUGUGGGUGUGCUUCAUCCCCGUCUACAUCACCAGCGAGGAGGACGGCACCCGCGUGCAGGCGUCCGCCAUUUUAGUGUCUAGCUACGGCAUCAUCUUCUGCCACUUCUUGCCCAAGUGCUACGCGGCGCUGUGGGCAUCCAAAAGCGACACCAUGGAAAACAUCCUGGACCGAUGGCGAGCUAAGUCUGAGAAGGAAGACAGAGACGGAGCUACCCCGCCCUCAGAGAGGAGCGUGACGCUGUCAACAACCAGCACGUCCAGCUUCCUGUGGCGCUCAGAGACUCAGAGCACCAUCACUUCCCGGCUCUCAGACGUCAGCUGUGACUCGGUGUGUUUCCCACCUCUGCCUUCCCGGUCAGGAUCAGUCGUGACCAAAAGAACCCGGAGUUUAUCUCUCUGAUAGUCAGUCUAGACCAGGGGUGUCCAACCCAGUUCCUGCAGGAUCCAAUGAUUCUGUCCUCAUCGGGCGCCGAGCAGAGCCCAGUAGCGAGUCUGUCACUGCAGCAGGUGUGUCGAAGGAGCAAAAGAACGAGAACCUGCUGGAUCCAGGUUCUGCAGGAACAGGGUUGGACACUUGUGGUCUGGAGUGAUCACAUCAGCACUUUAUUCAUGUUUCUCAAACGUCCGUCACCUGAAAGUUUCAAGAUGGAGUUCCAAGUUAAGAAGAACAACAUAAAACUAAUAUAUUCUUCAAUAUGCUGGACGUAGAAGUACAAUAUCCCAAUUCAAAUGAAGGUCAAAUCAGUGCUGUCAAUUUUAAUCGUAUUAAUUGCAAUUACUUAAUGGAGGGCAUCCUGUGGUGUCCAUGUUCUGGGACUGGCCUUCCCUUGAGCAGCUCAACUUUGCAAUGUUGGAUGUUUGAAAUCCCACUUUAGUGAGUUUUCUGAUGAGACACUGCUCCACUGAAGUUAAAGGAUUCAGACAAAGACAUUUUUGUGCAUUAAAUCAGUGCUUUUGUGUGUUGAUAUUAAGUUCACAAAUGAUGCUAUUAAUUGCAAUUAAUUGUGGUCAUAGCUGGAUUGAUUAGUUUAAAAAAAAUGUAAUCGAUUGACAGCGCGAGUGCAAAUACAUUACAUUUAUAGGAAUUUUCAUUGAAAGUUCUACCUAUAUUACUACAAACACUUAUGUACAGAAAUCCCAUUAUUUUACAGACCAUUAAGCUAAAUUUCUAUGAUCAAACGCUCUCAUUGAAGUGAAAACAGGUUGUUUUUUUGUUUUUUUCACAGUGUGUCUUUCUUCCCGCCUGAUGCCAGGUGUCUGUAGCUCCGGAGCUUCAUGUGGCUCGUCAGGUUUUCUAGCAGCUUCCUGAAGCUUUUCACAAAAUCAUUUACACAUAAACAAUUUAACCUAAUUUGAAGUUUUUUGUACAUUAUCCUCCAGAAAGAGUCUUUUCUCGCAGCCUUAGGCGACUUUCACGCUAAAGAAAGGCUUGUCGACUCAGAACCGCCCAGCACUGCCGCCUGCCUUCUGCAUUUCACCUCAGUCACACACGUUUAUCUUCUGAAUGCAGUAGCGUUCAUUCAUCGUGAACUGACUCGUCUUUAGCUGCGUGUUUUUGGAGAAAGACAGCAUGCUAGAGAUUUUUUUCUUGAAUCGACUGUUUCACCAAGGCGCUCAGUUCCUUUAGUUCAAGCACUUGGUUUAAGCUGCUUCUUCUUUUUGAAUGUUACAAAAUUGUUUUUUUCUUCUUUUUGUGGCAGUUUUUCAUUGUAUUUCCAAAGCAAUGUGAUCAAUGUUAAAGUGUGAGACAAAUAAAGAACUUUUG
Salarias fasciatus (jewelled blenny) is the source of this 4272-nucleotide messenger RNA. Its product is annotated as G-protein coupled receptor family C group 6 member A-like. The transcript has 6 exons. NCBI's taxonomy places the organism in Eukaryota, Metazoa, Chordata, Actinopteri, Blenniiformes, Blenniidae. Gene Ontology annotation, cellular component: plasma membrane. The coding region runs from base 115 to 2907 and encodes 930 amino acids. The record is from RefSeq and is a predicted model, not a curated record. Gene Ontology annotation, molecular function: G protein-coupled receptor activity. Gene Ontology annotation, biological process: G protein-coupled receptor signaling pathway.